Messenger RNA from Petromyzon marinus (sea lamprey), 6023 nucleotides. RefSeq names its product proline-rich protein 5-like. Lineage: Eukaryota; Metazoa; Chordata; Hyperoartia; Petromyzontiformes; Petromyzontidae. Gene Ontology annotation, cellular component: TORC2 complex. The record is from RefSeq and is a predicted model, not a curated record. Gene Ontology annotation, biological process: TORC2 signaling.
AUCAAUGUUCACAAUUUGAGGCAAUUAUUGGACGUUAUACGAAAACACCUUUGAGUUUCCCAAACUCCAGUCUUCGCCACCCACCACGCUUUCGUGCAUUUUCGCGUGUAUGAAUGGUAUUCCCAUUCCAAACAAGUCGUUCCACGCUGAACGCGCCCGAUGAUUGUUAAACAAGUCCCACGUGGCAUCGGCCAUUUACGCUGUCCGCUUUAAUCGACCCGAUUAAGAUACCAGUGUGUGUGUACGUGCUUCACGUGUUCCACGUGACGCAGACAUCGUUAAAUGCUGAGCGCGUCAUGUGGGCGAACGAGUUAAUGUGAUGGGAGUUAAUUGUCCUCUUGCAACCUCGCUGGGCAGAAUUUUAAACUUUUGUCCUGGAGAAAUUCGAUGCACAAUGAAGCUCUUUUUCACACAUUGGCCCAGUAGGAAGGGGGUCACUAAGUUACAAACUUUUUUUUCUUUCGAGGCCGUGUUUGCCGGUGCACCCCCGAGUAGCCUUUCGGGAGCGGCCCUUUGAACAAACGUGUCGUCGAUACGACCGACGGCAGAUGUUUCAACAACAAAAAAACAUUUGCUCAGUGUUAAUUUGUAAAAGUAGAAGCAAAGCCUUUGGCAGCCAGCCAGCUCGCUCUCCAUUCAUCGUUGCUUAGCAAUUACAUAUUAAUUGUACCGUGAAAAGUCUCUCUCCCCCCCCUGCUCGUUAUUUUGAACAGGUCAUUAAGAUUCCCCCCUCCACCCCCACUUUAAGUCGCGUUACAAAUCCCCAUAAUCUCAACACUGUAUUGUGCGAAUGUUUGCAUUGGUUUAUUGCGACAUUAACCUCCAAGCGAUUCCUGCGAUAUUACUUUUCAACAGUUACCACUCCCUUUCUCGACAACGAAACUAACUUCUCGCUCUCCAAACAAACCCUCGCAUUACUUUAAAGCCGGCGCAAUAGUUGCUUUUACAAGGCUCUGUGUGUGUGUAUUGUGGAGUGUAAGAAUGUGGAAGGGCAGUGAUAGAGGUGGGGGGGGGGGGUCUUUGCGACACGCGUUUUUCACAAUACGCAUAAUCUUCUUGGCGCCUGCUUCUGAAUACCAACCACCAAUAACCAAUAUCAUUACACGGUGCUUAAUUUCAGCCGUCAGUCCGGUAAUUAUUUCGGCACAUCGCAAUCUCACCGUUUGUGUCCGCGUGUUUCUAUGAACCUGUUCAUAGGAUGAUUGGAACAUAGGGCACAGUAAUAUCGGAUUAUUGCGGAUAGCUGUGCCUUACGCCGAUAAUCCCCACUCCAAAAGUCAGUCUCGCAGAGUUCCAUAAAAAAAAAUCGGGUGAGAAAUUACGCAAAGCCGCUCCUGAAAGCUACAGCUCGGCGUGAAGUUGUGGCCGGGCUGCUGUCGCUUCAUGUUGCUGCUGUUGUUACGUCGUGGUUGGUUCCGUGCUGUACGCGUUGCGUGCCCUGGUUUUGCCUUCACGCCCGAGUACACACGGGCUAACACCGAGUAAGUAGUAGGAGGAGGAGGAGAGAGAUAGGCGGGGUUUUUUUUUUGCACCGCAGCCAAGUCGCGUUCGUACCAGCAACGCAAGCAAAACUGUACUACGUGUCCAGGGGGAGAUUGCGUAGCACGGAGGGAGAGAUCAGAGUUGAGAGCAACGCUACCCAUAGAACAGAGAGUUGGACCGGAGUAGAGAGCAAAAGCAAUGUGUAGCACAGAAGGCGGCGUGCAUUUGCCCAGGCAGUAGUAGUGUUUGCCCAGUGUUGGUGUUCGACAAGAGAGCACAGUGGAGUGUAGCUCAGAAUGAAGACUGCAUGCAUUCCCGUAGCGGCAGAUAUCCCAGUGAAGAGAGUUAACGCAGUAUAUUGCUCGUGCGACAGAGAACAGGAACAGGGUAGGCAGAGUGCAACCCGGAUAGUCCACGCGGCAGUGUAGCACAGACAGCAGUCCAGAGACAAACGCCCGCGGGAUGCAAUUGAACGGGGGACGGCGGUAAUGGUGGUGGUCGAUUGUUGGAUUCUGAAUGCGGCUCAAACCGGCCCCGCUAGUGCUCCAAGGUGCGCUCGUCAUUCCGAUGUGGCCGUGGAUAAUAAGACCGGUUGGGUUCGGAUCUCGCCGCCACCGCCUCCCAGCGUCAACGCGGCGGAACGCAUCGAUUUCUGGACGCCCAGGGGGAGGCGUGGUCGGUGUUUGGUAGUAGUUGUUGCAGUUCUCGUGCUGCUGCUGCUGGUGGUUGCUAGUGGUUCGUGCUCGAUUUACAACCUCAUCACAACCCCCCCCCCGCCACUCUUCUCGAGACAAAGGUCAAAGUACGUUUGUCUUCGACGGGGGUCUCGACUUCGCCGCGCAACUCCUGCCCCGUUCGGUGCCAGCUGCCGCGGGGGCGACACGAGGAGGACUUCAACGCCACGAGGAGGACGUUAACGCCACGCGCUCGGGGGGUCGGGGGUGGUGGUGCUGAGCCUUCGUCGCGGCUCCGGCACAGCGAGACGUGUCGGGAUUCGGUCACAGCGACCUCCGGAGGGGGGGAGGGGGACGUUGGAUGCGAGCGACUGUUGAGACCGUGCGGCCGGGGAGGCUGUGGAGAUUGACUCGGAGGACUCACGCGCAGCACAUACAUUGUGGAGGUGGGGGGGGGUUAGGCACAGCAGGGGGGUUCAUUUGGACCUACAAGAGAGGGGAGGCCUGUAAGAGGAGAGUGGACUCCCACUAAGAUCCACAGAGAGGUGUGUGAGAGUUGCGGGUUCGCUCGGACGCCACCACUCACUCCGCCUCGAGAAGGGGGUUUAAGAGAUAGGGUUCAGUCGGACACCCCCCCAACCUGCUCCCCUAGAUAGGGGAGGUUGUGAUAGUUGGGGAAGUUGUGAUAGUUGGGGAGGUUGUGAUAGUUGGGGAGGUUGUGAUAGUUGGGGAAGGGUUUCCCUAGGACUCUCGUAGACAGAGGAAAGGCUCAGGAUCGGGUCUGCUCCUGCACGGCAUCAUCGCCACCACCCACCAACAUCGCCACCACCAUCAUGGGCUCCAUGCGGAGACCCAAGUACCGCAGCUCGCCCAACCUGCAAGGCGAGGUGUUCCGCUACGACCUGACGCCGUGCCUCCAGGAGGAGCGCGCCUCCCUCUCGGGGCAUCCGCAGCCGGGAUCGGAGAUCACCUGGGACAGUGUGCAGGAACGGGUCGUGGCCGUGUUUUCCCGCAAGGGCCUGAAGGACAACGAGCUUUUCGUGUUGACGGAGAAAGUCCGGCAUUUAUUGAAGUCUCACGUGGGCCCGCUCAUUCUCGACUAUUUUAAGAUGCAGCUCCUGACGAGGGGCAUGGUGAUCCUGAGAGAGAAGCUGCGCUACUGCGAAGGUCAAAAGUUGCUGGACACCCUGGCGGAAGUGUGGGAAUAUUUCUUCGGUGAAAUCCUGCCGACCCUUCAAGCCGUGUUCUACCCGGUGCAGGGGAAGGAGCUGAGCGUGCGGCAGAUGUCACUGCUCGCCUUCCGUAACGCGAUCCCGCUCAAACUGAAGCUGGACGAGGCGCUGAUCCGGCCGCGUGCCCGCGUUCCCCCCACCAUCGCGCAGAUGCUGCUGGUGCUGGAGAGCGUCCACGAGCCCCAGGCCCCUACGAGCGAGUACCUGCAGCUGGAGGCGCUGAUCCCGCGCGUCGUCUCUUCGUACCUCGGCACGUUCGGCACGGUGCACGCCGGUGGGGAUCUUGCCGAGCACUCGGUGUGCCUUCUCGAGAAACGCUUCUCCUGCCGUCCUCCCAAGAUCUCGCCGCCGGCCGGCUCGCCCACCGUCAAGAACGCACCGCCACGCUCCUGGAGCCACAACGGCCACCCGCUGGGGCCUCUGCCGGAGACCGAAUGCGACACGGGGGCGGCGGCGCAGAUCUUCCCGCCAGGGGACGGCACUGCCGGAGAACCCGACCGCGGGCCGACCCUCGGCGAGGCCGCCCGGGGCCCGGACGCGAGCGGCGACGCCGCCGUCGCCCCCGAUGCCGUCGUGCAGAGCCUCGUGAAGAGCCUCAGCGAGUCCGAGAUCGCCGACAAGCCGACGGCCAAGCUGGAGGCGUGCUGCUCCUUCGCGCAGGACCUCAAGUCGCUGGAGAUCUGCCGCGCCGAGCAGAGCGUGUCGGUGCCCGACUUCCUGGUGCCGUCCUUCUCCACCGCCCAGCAGGAGCAGCUGCUGGGCGCCUUGCACGAGCGGGCGGCCGACCACCUGGCCAAGGGCUCGAGCGCCUCCGACGCCGCCUUCCCGGGGCUCUCCGAGCUCCCAAACUCCGCGGGUUCGCGACCCGCGCCCAGGGACGCGCGCGACUACGGCGGCGUCGGCGGCGGCGUCGCGGGCGGCGGCGGCGGCGGCGGCGGCGGCAGCAGCGAGUACAGCGGCCUCGGCGUACCGGAGGGCGGCGGCCGCAAGUCGCCGUCGCCCUACGCGCCCGCCACGCCGUGCCAUCUGCACCAGCGCGAGCUGAGGGCGGCGGGCCCCGCGCUGCCCUACACGGUUAGCGAGCCCAUCCUGCGCGGCGGCCGCGAUUUGGCGGCGUGCGGAACUUGGGACUCGAGCACGCCGAGUUCCGGGACCUCUGAGGAGCGACGGUGUGGCGGCGCACCGCCAGUUUGCGAGUUUGAAGCGAGAUGAAACUCUUCCCCCCCCAACACACACCACGCCCGAGCCAAAAAAAUUACGCCUCUUAUCUCAGAUAUCUAUCCAGGCUGUAUGUUCUGGGUUGUUUGAAGUGAAGAUUUUGUUUGCGUAUUUGUUUAUUCAAAUUUUCCGUGCGCUGUGUAUACCAUUGCAUGCACAGUUGGAGCUGGAUAUAAGCAGUUCCGUUGGGAACAAGGCGAACUGUGCACCAGGGUAACAUAAGCACGUGUUGCUUAUAUUAGAACUGUGCUUAUAUCAAACUUCUAUCGCAGAGCGACGCACCAGCUUCGUAAUGGCACCCCUGUGGUGGCACUGUAUCGUGAAUUGACGAGGUUCCUGAGAGUCGAUUCAAAGUAGUGUUGUGUUUUUGUUGUUGUCUCAUUGACGAAGCUUUCAAGCACAGCCGUUGUGUUGUGUGUAGCUUCAAGAUGAGAGCUGUUCGUUGUUGGGUUACGUCUCCCGCUGAGAAUGGCCCAGCUGUGAAUGGCCCGAGUCACAGAAAGCCAGAAGUGCCCAGCGGGUCAGCCUGAAAGGAUGGACUUUGAAAGUUAACACGAUUUAAUGAUUAAUUAUGAUUUUUUUUUUUGCUCACGACGGCUCGCGAGCGUCCUUAAUAAUUUCACGAGUGGCGCAGCUCCACCGACGCGUUCCCCUCGGGUUUGUCCCGCGCGUCGUGCCGGGACCUUCUCCGGGACAACCGAAUUCCUCCGGUGGAACAGCGGCGCGGUACGAGUCCAGGCAAAUGCCAUGGGAGAGCCGUGCGUACUGCACGGCCGCGGGAAACCUGCCACAAGACGCCACAACGUUAGAGGGCAGUCCCAAGGCCGCGGUUAACAUUAUUAGGCAUUUCAAUCGCUUCGCUUUUUUUAAAAGGAGGACUUGGCAUCUGCGGCGUCAACAAAUAAACGUUUACUCCUGAGAAAUAACCCCCGCCUCCACUUCUCCGUCCUGAGGCUGCGUCGCUCGGCACGGUGGGCUAUGUACGGUGUGAAAGAAGUUCAACAUGCACACACUCUUACUGUACCUUAACACAAGCCUCCUGCCAUACAGGAAAUCCUAUCACCGGUGGGUGGGGUGUUGGAGGAGGGUAAAAGGCAGUCUAAGUUUCGUUCUGUCUCGCAGUACUGAGAACUGAAGAGAUGCAUUCACAUUGUUUUUCAUAGCCGUGUCUGAGCAGAGGUCCCAAAGGGCUCCCAAACUCCCGAUCGACCAGCAAACAAACGGACGGCAUCGGAAUCUUUAUUUUGUGCUGGAGGAAUGCGAUGAGCUCCAAACGCUCUUUCAGUUCCGCGCACAUAAGUCAGGUCGACAAGACGUAGCGAUCUGGCGCACGCGCGCUCUGGACACGUAACAACAACAUCAAUCAGUUUAACACGUAGGCUUUCGCGACCAAUAUUAUUCAUAAUAAAGGUUUUUG